UUACCGUCCAUUUAAUGCGCUGCCGGUUUGGCCGUGAGUCCACCGCGGGCGCCAUGUUGGUGCAGACGCGGGCAGUAAUGGCGCCUCGGGUCCAUGGCGAGGCGCAGCUUCGGGUCCGGGAGGAUGGAGACUCGAGCCGGAACUAGAGACGUCAGGCGGCGCAGCUUCGAGGCUCGGACUGGGUCGGAAGGGCACUCGUCUCCGCUCGGGCCGAUGGCUGUCCCAGAACAUAUAAAGAGCAGCAUCCUUGACCAGACGUCCUGAUUGCAAGGAGGCUCUUUGGCCCCUGUUGCCACGGCAGCGGUCGUGGAGGAAGAGAAGGAGCGGCUCUUGCGGUGGCGCCACGCUCUGCUGGAGGGGAUGGAGUACCACAGCACGGGAACCCUGCCGCUCCUGGGCAGCCCGCGUUACUGUCCCGGUGCCAACAGUGCCAGCGGGUACCUCUGCCAGACAGGCCACUGCUGUGGGGAGACCGGCUGCUGCACCUAUUACUACGAGUUGUGGUGGUUUUGGCUCUUAUGGAGUGUAUUGAUCCUGUUCAGCUGCUGCUGUGCGUAUCGACACCGCCAGGCUAAACAGAGAGUGCAGCAGCAGCAGAGGCAGAGAGAGAUCAACCUGAUGGCCUACCACGGAGCCUGCAGCUACCCGUCCUCCAUGCUGGACCUCAGUUUCCUCGCAUCACUCAAACUGCCAUCCUAUGAGGAAGUAGCAGCGCAGCCCAGCACCCCGCCCCCUCCCUACAGCUCGGUGGCUUACCCACGAGGCUCCGCCCAUCCUGGUCCAAGUCACAUGCUGUCCUCGCAGAGCUCUGACAACUACACCAGCUGCUCAUGCGACUCCUGCUGCCCAUCUUCGCCCUGUAGCUCCUCCCCUUCCUCCGUCCAGCUCACAGACGAGACCGACACUAGCCACACCUCCACGCCUUCUCGCAGCGAAGCGGUACCCAUUAACUCAGUUUCUGGGCAUGCCACAGAGCGACAGGCUGAGACUCUUUCAACUGCGCCUCUUAACGAACUCGGCCCCACUUCCUCAGCCGAAGUGAUGGAGGUGGACUUGCCAGACUCCGUCUCCCUCGACUGUAAUGGCAACAGGACUGUUAAAACAGUCACUAAUCCAGCAGUUAGUGUGAUCAGUGACGCUGAAGAAAGUGCUAACUCGAAUGAAACUAAUAACGUGACUCAAAUUAGUAACUCAGAUGAUGUUAAUAACCACGGCAUCACUGAAAGCUCUAAUGUGCCUCAGUGUAACAAUAGUAAUGAUAUUAGCAGCAAGGGUCACAUGUCCAACCUCAGUCCUACCAGAGACGAUGAAACCACUGACUUCGACCUCUUUCAUCCACCCAGCAAUAUGACCCAGAAUCCAUCUUAUCCCCCAAUCGCCAUCCCCUCAUCCUCUCCUCCAUCCUGUUCUCCUUUGUCUCCGUCCUCCCCUCCCCUCCCUCCUCCCUUAUCCCCGAUCUCUGACCCUCUAGGUGCCAUCUCUGAGCAGCAGAGCUCUCCUGUGCAGUGGGCGGAGCCAACACAUACACACCAUUCGGCCCCUCACCCGCAGUCUCCGCCCAAACCUGUGGUCUUUUCACCUGAUUUCCUGGAGCCUGAGCGGCGCGACUCGGCAGUGUGCGAUCUUGAGGUGGAUCAAACGCACUUUCAGCAGCGACGCCUAACCGGAGACUCGGGCAUCGAGGUCUGCCGCUGUCAGAUUGACCAUGAGGAAGAGGAAGAUGAUGAGGAUGAAGAGACGGAUCAUUUAGAGGACAAACCCAGCACUGUUCCAAGCAGCGGCGACCUCCACGACAGCGCCGACUGCUCCGUCCGUGCCCAGCUGUCCCCUUCUGAGCUCGGAGACGCAUGCGGGUCUGGCUCAGCCACACCAGUGCGCAACGAUGCAGUCGUUAUAGCCAUGGAAACCGUUUGAUGGACAGGUGGGCUGUUGAAAUCCAGAGUACAAGGGCUGUGAGUCAGCGGUGCUGAGAGAGAGCCUUCGGCUGUGCAAAGUGAAUUGCCGUUUAGUCCGAGUCUAAACUAGCCGUGCUGUUGCGUUAGGACCGACAUCCUAGAGUGGUGAAAAGUGAAAUUCUAACUUAAUAGUAUAGUGUGGGAAGGUCUCUCUAUCUUUCAAGCUUUCUCUCUCUCUCUCUCUCUCUCUGUUGUAGGAUAAAUGUCCUCGGUUAUCCAGCGCCUGUUUUUGUGCUGACAGAGAGACUGAUGUUAGCCACAGACUCUGCUCUAACACACACACACACACACACACACACUUGCACACACGGUAACCUUUAUGUAUGACCCCGUGUCCCUCUGUGAACACUUCUGUACUCAGUAGCACAUGCAACAUCCAUCCCUCCUCCCCUCCUUUUUCUGUCUCUAUCUCUCUCACCCCUCCUCCACCCCCCACACCGCGGCUUGCAUCGUAGCCUCUGAUGCAGAAUCAGUGAUGUAGUCUACUGUCACAGCAUUGUACACAUAGAUAGACUAUGAAGCUGCUUGAACCAUUUGGUUUAGACGCUGCCAACAGUAAAGAUGCAAUAACACGCUAACACACACACCUACACACCUGUCCUGUGUACCUCUGGGUAAUGUAGUUCACACCAGGUCAGGCACCCAUUUUGUGCUUGAUGUUCACUGGAGCUUAUCAGUUUAGUGGAGGUUCUUCACUGGUUCUCGCAAAGCAACUCUCUCUCUCUCUCUCUCGCAAACACGCAUCCAAAAUCGCCGGACUGCAUUCUUCUUGUUUUCCCAGAGUUUCAGAACACCAGCUUGGCCAAACAAAUGCUGCACCUCAACCAUGGAAGAAGAAAAAAGUAAAACCUCAGGACAUUGUUUUUUUUUUUUCCUUAAUUUUUAUUAGCUUUUUUUUUUUACGUCUAAAUGUAGAAACACAGAAACCGCAUUGCUCAUUGGCGAAACAAAAGCAGCCUAAAGAGACUCCGAACUGCUGUCCAACAAAGACAAAUAUCAAUAUGAGAACUACACAAAUAAAUAUAUAUGUAGGUGCAGAUUAUAUAUAUAUAUAAAUAUAUAUGUGCUCUCUGUGAAAUGAUAUAUUUUCUAAGCAUGCCAUGUCAUUCGGAGUGCAGCGCUAGAAGCCGGUGUAAAAAUGUAAUCGGCUGAGAGAUUGUGUGUCGAUUCUAGUGUUACUAUGGCAUCAGUACCGAGUUACACUUACAUUACUAUGGCGUUCCCAUGGUGCUGCCGUGCUGUUACUAUGACAACCUUCUUUAGUCUGAGCAAUAGAGUAUGUUUGAUGUCCCUGUGAGAUUGUGAAAGGUGUGAAAUUGUUAUUCUAAACGACUUUACCACUAAACAAGUCAACUGAAA
Neoarius graeffei (lesser salmon catfish) is the source of this 3314-nucleotide messenger RNA. RefSeq names its product mucin-2. The record is from RefSeq and is a predicted model, not a curated record. Bases 361 to 1914 code for a protein of 517 amino acids. NCBI's taxonomy places the organism in Eukaryota, Metazoa, Chordata, Actinopteri, Siluriformes, Ariidae. The transcript has 6 exons.